AUGGCGGAGAUUCAGAAGACGAGUACGUCAACUUUUGUAACUUCCGAUCCUCAUAAUUUUGAUUAUUUUAGUUAUAUUCUGGAGAUUAUGCUUGCUAAAGUUCCAAUGGAUAGUGAGGUUAUUCGCAUUUAUCGGCAAAUCCCCAAGUUUCCUGAACGAGAAAUUUCAUCGGCUCUACAAACUUUUCUUGACGCUGGUGAUAUUCCAAAAAGGGGUGGAGGAAAAUGGAAGGCUAAGGUGGUCAUUGAUAAACCUAUGAAAUCUAAAUCUCAUUCGAAAAGGCCACCUAAGAAAGUGAAGCCAGUUGUUGUGACAGAAGAAUCAGAAGAGGAUACACUCAGUGAUAUUCAUCUUAAUGAUGAAUUUUUUACUGAUGAUGCUACGAAAACAUCAGAAUUUCCUGAGAACAAUCUGGAGUUAGUUUCUCAACCUGAAACAGUGAAGCUCUCCACUCAAAUUCCAACAACCAAUCCAAUCCCAACUCCUAUUUUUACCGAAUCUACAACCACAACACCCGUUUCUCAACCUAAACCUACUUCCACUACUAUACCUCCAACUUCUGAACCCAUUGUUACUGAAAAUGAACCAGUUCUUAAUGAAUAUUUCACUUCCGAACAACCAUCAUCAAGUGUCCCACCAAUUCCUACCACUCGACUUGAUUCCGAACCAAUUCCAAUAUAUCCAUCAGUUCACGAAACAUCUCCAUCAGAUUUUGAUGCAUAUUUCAUGGUUGUUGAUGAUCCCGAAGUCUUAGAACCAUAUGUUGCAACCCCAACAACUGUUUUCUAUGAUGAGAAUUCGGAAUUUGUCACCAGUCAAGAAUUUGAUGUUAUGAAAAAAAAGUUUGAUACUCUUAUUACGCAUGUUGCUUUUUCUGAAACCACUACGAAAAUUGACAGAGCAGUUUUAGAUAUUCAAGCAAUUUCUGAAAAGAUGGAUUCAGUUCUUAAGGGAGUUCAAGAUUCAGUUGACAAUAAGCUUUUUUCAGUUGAAACUACUGUUAAAACUAUGGAACCUUAUCUUCAAGAAGAGAAAGAGUCCUUUUCAGCUCUUCAUUUUGCUCUACAAAAGGAUAAUUUUGAUCAUCAUACUUCAUUUUUGAAGUCUAUUCUUGCAUUGCAAAGGAAUUAUGAGGGAGAAUCUAAGUUGAUGAAUACAAUAGCUGAGAAGACUCAUAAGAUCAAAACAAUGAGGCCGUAG
Molecule: messenger RNA, 1200 nt
Organism: Lactuca virosa
Lineage: Eukaryota; Viridiplantae; Streptophyta; Magnoliopsida; Asterales; Asteraceae
Source: the annotation of a GenBank genome assembly